Pecten maximus is the source of this 2959-nucleotide messenger RNA. RefSeq names its product protocadherin Fat 4-like. Gene Ontology annotation, cellular component: plasma membrane. Gene Ontology annotation, molecular function: calcium ion binding. Bases 50 to 2605 code for a protein of 851 amino acids. NCBI's taxonomy places the organism in Eukaryota, Metazoa, Mollusca, Bivalvia, Pectinida, Pectinidae. Gene Ontology annotation, biological process: homophilic cell-cell adhesion. The transcript is spliced from 16 exons. The record is from RefSeq and is a predicted model, not a curated record.
UAAGACGCCGGCACGUGAGAAAAAAAUCAAAGCUUACUACUUAAUUACCAUGUAUAGCAAAAGAAGAAAUAGUUAUCAUUUUGGGAUGUUGUUGUUUAUUCUCAUUACUUAUCAACACUUUAAUGAAAUAGAGAGUGGAUGUACGCAUGGCCCAAAUAAUGUAAACCCGUAUAUAGCAACACUUCCUAGCGCAUCAGGGGAACAGGUGAUUUUGGCGGAUGCUGCUAUCAAUGGCGGUUGUUGUGGUUUGCUGGAUGAAGUUGAAUACUACCCACGAGAUACCGGUUACGUGCAGUUUCAGGUGUGGCGUUCCUUGUCUAUUAAUGAGUACAUGUUGGUCACAGAGUACCGGUAUUACGUACCGUCAAAGGAUACCACCUUGACACUGACCUUUCCUUUUGAGAUUUAUGUGGAAAAUGGAGAUUGCAUGGGAUGGUACACAGAGAAUACUGGGAUAAUACCUUACGACUCGGGAGCAUAUGACAAAAACAUCGUAAUGUCCAUCGGUGAUGUAGCUGUGGGAUAUAACUUAUCCCUGUCGACACCCUACACCAUAAACAGACUAUACGCCAUCAACUUUUCAGUAAAUAACGGAAACAAACCUGACUUCACGAAUAUUCCCGGAUCAAUAGAUGUGUAUGACGACACACCCAUUGGUGUGACAUUGUACACAGUUUCCUACACAGAUGCUGACGUCGAGGACGUAUCCACUCUGGCUUUAGUCUUACAAAGUAUCCUUCCAUCAUCAGCAAACGUUGCGUUUGACAAAACUACUGGGGAAAUCACUACUACAGGGGCACUGACCUUUGGUACCAUCAGUGUGAGAGUGCGAGUCGAGGAUCGCUGCAACUUCGGCAAUACACAGACUCUCACUAUCAACGUUCUUAACUAUCCACCAGUGAUCGGUAACUUACCUGCAUCAUGUGACCUUUCUGAAAUAGUAACCAUAGAAACAUUUCUAUAUGAAGUUAUUGUUUCUGAUGCUUCCGGUGAUGUAGUGACAUGCGCACUCAAUGACACGUCUCCUUCUGGUGCUCCUUUUCUUCUGAAAUUCAUAUCUGGUACUACAACAUACGGUAUAUACAGCCAAUCGUCGCCUAAUCUGGAUUUCAGUACAACCUCCCUUUACACCUUAACGAUACAUUGCACCGACGGCCUGACAACAGAUGCUGAGAUAUUUACCGUGCACGUGACAGAAAACAGUCCCGCUAUUUUCUCCAAUUUACCAGCUAAUGUCACCCUUCCUCUGACGACACCACUUGGUACCCUGGUAUACACUGUAGAGGCGACAGAUCCAGAAGGAAACAGUGUGAGCUAUGCCACUAUUGGCUGCGGUUCCUGUUGGUUUAAACUGGCCAGUUCAGGAGAAGUAAUUUUAGCGACUUCACUGGUGACGAAGACUUCCGCUACUUACAAUGUAAAUAUAAGAGUGAAUGAUGGGAUCGUUGAUUCGUCCUCUGUCACUCUAACAUUCAUCUUUACGGGUAUUAAUAGCCAGCCGACUCUUGAUAAUCUCCCUCGGACACUGAACAUUCCAGAAUCAUUAGCGAUCGGAGCGGAAGUUGUAACUAUAUUGAUGACUGACCCUGACGUCACAGAUAGCCAUUCUUAUGUAUUCUCCUACAAUCCAGCAUCAGCAGCGUCUGUGUUUAACUUCGAUGCUUCAUCACGUCGAGUAACAGUAGCCUCAAUACUAGAUUACGAAUCAGGGGUCACUCAGUACACGAUUAGUUUCACAGUGGACGACGGGCACCUGUCGGACGGACCAAAGGAUCUUAUCGUUAACAUACUGGACGUCAAUGAGGCUCCUGUAUUCCAGAAAUCUAUUUAUUCGGUGAUAACAUAUGAACGUGGUAUUAACUACGUACUACCAAGUCCCGGGUUCGUAAUUACGGACGACGAUCCAGGAGACACAGUUUCGUACACGAUCACUUCCGGUAACUCUCUCGGUAGAUUUAUAAUGAACUCAACAACGGGACUUCUUACGUUUAUGGUGAAUUACGACGUUGACGAAGAUAAUAUGCCUGCAUUUGUUGACCUGAUCGUUACAGCAACAGAUUCUGGCGGUUUGACAGCAACAGUAUUACUUCAGGUUACUGUAGCCGAUAUCAAUGAUAAUUCGCCGGUCUGGGAACAGGACUCAUACGAGACAACGAUAGCUUCGGAUAUGACCGUUGGCUCGUCCGUUAUUCAAGUCAAAGCUAAGGACGCUGAUGUGCUGUACACCAAUAACAAUAUCGUCUACACAAUGUAUUCUGGAUCAACAGAGUAUUUCGGAAUCAAAGACAACGGUGAAAUUUACCUAUUAAAAAGUGUGUCAGUUUACGGGAAUUAUACGGAGCUGUAUGUGGAAAUACGUGCAACUAGCCCCGGAAGGACAGCUGAUGUUCCGGUCAAGGUCAUUGUGGUCCCCCCUACAAGUGACAAUUUCUUUGAUGAUACUGGAAAUGUUGCCUGGUUUUCUGUAUGUAUUAUCAUAGGUGUCGCUGCUGUCGUUAUGUUCAGUGUAAUGUUAUAUCGCUACUUCCGGUAUGGAUAUGUCUGUUCGAAGAAAACGACAGAAACCAGCAUUGAACACCUGAAUAUGGAGAGCAAAGACUCUUAAAGAAGUGCGAUGUCCGACAAGAAUGAAAUUACAGUGACAACCGAAUCUCUCAGGGACGAAUAGUAGUGAUCGACUCCAGUAUACACCGCACAAUGCCACCUCAGCGAAUUGCCACAUCGCUAUAACAGUCCAGCAAUGAGUCAAGUGAUUCCAUUAGAUGGAGAAAAUGCUGACAAGAAAAUCUCGUAAUGCUUAGAACAGAAACAGUGUUUGAAUAUGUAUGAAUGUUACAUAUGGUCACCUACUUUUGUUAUUCAACUACACUGGGGAGAUAUCACGAGAAUUGUUUAUGUAUUAAGCAUGAAUGCAAUUCAGGCCAUCAAAUAUUCCAAAAUAAAUAAUUUAUCUUGGUAA